UUAUCAACAGAUGUUCACAAUUGGCAUGGCUGGUGUGUUUCCCAUCAGAAGAAGAACAUCACAAAAACUACAAUUACUCGUGGAUCAUCUCCUACUGUCCAUCCUCACGUCUGUCGUUGCUGUGCUCGGUAUUGGUCUUUACGCGGUUGCUCUGAACGAGUUGUACAGAAAGCGAGUGUUAUUCGGGAUGAACUUUCAAGGAUGCGAAAAGUAUGAAUUUUUGUCAAGAAAGUUUAAUGACAUGAAGCUUGAAGUGGGCUGUCACACUAACAUCGCUCUCAAUGCUCUCCUCAUCGAAUGCUAUUUGGUGAAAUUCGUGCUUAGCGUCUGGUCAGCGGUCUUGUGUUUCCGUGGCUUUUCUCAGCUACUGGCUUCCCAAAACCAGGAACAGCCAACAAACGCCGCCGUGAUUACCCAGGGUGUUAUGUGUUGUCCAGUCAUUUUUGUGCAGCAACCUCCGCCGGCGUACUACGCAACCGCAGAGUCUCCUCCACAGGGUACCCAUGAUUAUGAGGGCAAGGACUCUACCAUGGCUCACGCAAAACAAGGAUAGCCGCUGAACGGUUGAAAGAGGCCGUCGCAUCUAAGUAAGAAAGUAGAAGAACUUGAAUGAACCGUGUAGAACUUAAAUGAACCGUGUAGAACUUAAAUGAACCGUGUAAAACUUGAAUGAACCGUGUAGAACUUAAAUGAACCGUGUAAAACUUGAAUGAACCGUAUAGAACUUAAAUGAACCGUGGAGAACUUG
Molecule: messenger RNA, 748 nt
Organism: Nematostella vectensis (starlet sea anemone)
Lineage: Eukaryota; Metazoa; Cnidaria; Anthozoa; Actiniaria; Edwardsiidae
Exons: 4
Coding region: 11-553 (180 amino acids)
Source: RefSeq, a predicted model, not a curated record